UCCCUACCAACUGCAACUCGAAACAAGGUUAUAGUCACGAAGCUACUAUAACCCUAAUGGCACUGAUAGGAAAGGUGUGAAAAUUCUGAUACGGAGACUCGUGCAAAGCUUGACAGCUGCUUUAGAUAAACCAAGAAAGAUUUAACCAUUUUACAUGCAAAACAACAACAAAAACUCAAUUUUGAAGAGUUAGCACUCCGUGCAUUUUUACAAAACGCGUCGUUCAGUCUUGCAAAGCAAACAAUAUUGUGUUUUGGUUAUGUCUUUGUCAUGUUACCAGGGCGUGAACUUUGACAAUGGGGUAAAAGAAUGUUAUUGCAAAGAGUAUAUAGAAGAAGAAAAAAACAUUUCGGCUGCGGGGGUGUUGACAUCAUGCUUGAUUUUGUAAGAAAGUUUGAGCAUUCCAAAGAUAACUUGGCAGUCCAUGUGUCAGCACAAGUUUCGAAGUCAUUCAUUUUACAAUAUGAACGACAUAAAGAAAAGGUUGAGUCGAACAUUGUCUGGACCACGACGAUGCAAUAAGUGCCAAAAGAUGGUUUAUUUUUCAGUUUAUCGGUGCAAACAGUGCGGGGAAUUAACGCAUAAGCACUGUUUGUAUCAUACCAAUCAAGUUUGCAAACCAGGUGUUUCAAGUGACGGUGAAGGAAAUAGUUUGCCACCCCUCAUAAAACCUACUGAAUAUGAAGAGUGGCGUUCCCCAGCCAGUCCUCGAGUAUGGUGGGCACGUAAGAAUCGUCACAUGACAGACUCUCCAUCAUCCUAUGAUGCUGAAGAGGCUUACCAGAAUGAAUUAAGACACCCCAGUCCGGGAGCUGCUAUGGCCGGACUUUUAAAAAUUGUACAAUGGCUGUCCCAUCGAAAAAGAAACAGAAGCAAUGUUGCCAAGACGCAAGAAAAACACAUUAAAGGAAAAUACGGCCUUAAUCUGAAUGUUGAAGAUAAGCAGACGAAGAAGAAAUUAAAAACGCUUAUAAAGAAUUACCAAAGACAAAUGUAUACUACUGGCUAUUAUGGUCCACAUCCUCAGCAACGACAACAGCAUCAACCACAGUACCUCAAUAGCAACGGACAUAGCCAGCUAGGGAGACAACGUUUAAUUAACAAGAGACCAUCAGUAGUUAAUGAAUCAGGAAGCGAUAUUAUGUCCCCACGAAGCAGUGUUUCAUCUUAUAGUGGUAGCUCAUUCAUGUCACCUGCUAGUACUCCAGACAUUGACAAUGUUCGAGGAAGAAGAGAUAAGAUGGUUAAACAAGCAUCCAUUAAAUGGGAGCGUGACGUGAUAAAAUCACUGAAGAUUGCCAACAUCAGUCCUUCUAAUGCCUCUAGUCAGCCAACAGAGCAUCAACGCAGUGAGAGAUCGAGAUUCGCUUCGGUAUCUCCGAAACCCUCAUUAAGACCUAAUGAUACUAGUUGGAUACCAGGCGAUAAAGGUAGCAUUUUUAAUAAAAGAAGUGCUUUAGAUGCUAAAACAGCAACUAUAUCAUUUGCUCGACCACCCAAUCUCUGCAAAGCAAAGACAUUAAGUGUAGAAAGUAGAGAAUGCAAAAAUGAAAGUUUAUGUGCUACAUGGCCACCUGCAGGGAAAGCUGGAACUAUUUUAGAAGAAAUAGUCGAUGAAGGAGAAGUUGAUUGUAUUGAAGAAACGGAUGAAUCUUUUAAUUUUAGUGAUUUCCGCACUGAUUCACAAAAUGGUGAGGAGUCUCUAAGAGAAUGGUACAUUCCUUAUAGUGACAUCGAAUUUAAAGAAAGACUGAAGCACGGUCGAGAAGGUGACAUUUACAGGGGUCGUUGGUAUGGAGAAGUUCUCAUUUAUACUAUUAGAGAAACAAAUGGAAAAGAAAAAGAAAUGAAUCAAUUCUUAGACGAGGUUGCCCAGAUGGGCAUGAUUAGACAUGAAAAUAUAGUUCUUUUUAUGGGUGCCUGCAUAGAACCACAGAAACUGGCUGUUAUCACUAGCAUGCGGAAAGGACCUACGCUGUUUGAAUAUUUACAUUUAAAACGACACAGGCUACCAUUUCAUUCUAAGCAUAAUAUAGCUCGUCAAAUAGCUCAGGGAAUGGGCUAUUUGCAUGCAAAAGGUAUAGUUCACCAGAAACUUAAUUCCAAAAAUAUUAUAUUAGAAUGCAGAGUCAAAUUAAGCAUAAUGGACCAUGGGAUGUCAAAUAAGUUGUUAGAUAGGCCUGAUUAUGGCUGUAUAUCACGUGGUCAUUUGAGCUAUAUUAGUCCAGAGUUGAUGUCUUCCUUACAGAUUGAGCCACCACGUAUUUACACUACAAAACCCUAUACUCAAGAAUCUGAUAUAUUUGCCUUUGGAUCCUUAUUAUAUGAACUACUAGCUGAGAGAUUUGCUUUUCAAGAACAACCACCACAUGCAGUGAUUUAUCAAAUCUCAAUCGGCAGAAUUGCACCACUGCACAAUUUUCGAUUUAUAAAUGGACUAAAGGAUUUAAUCAAACGAUGUUGGUCAUGGAAGACUGAAAAACGGCCUCCAUUUUCAGAAAUUGUACAUAUUUUACAAGAAAACGUAUCCCAUCAUCGAAGGCACAGUUGUUCAGAACCAGAUUUAUUGCAUUACAGUAGCCAAGCAAGCGGACGAAGUCUUUGCACCUAGGAUUAUGAUACACGCUAUAGAACAAAACUUUGUUCUAAAGAUUUCGUACCAAGAUAGUGAUUUCUAUUAAAAUAUUUCAUAGCGAACCUAAUGAGAACAAUUUUUAAUCCCUCCCAACGAAAAUUCUAUGCAGAGCACUUUUUCCUGUGCCUAUGGUCAACAUUUCGCAAGGUUUAUGUCAAUUCCUAGCAAAUGGGCCGUGAUAUAAAAAAUUUAGUUAUGCAAUUCUAUGAACAACAUUUAAAUGUCGGUUGAUUUCAGGCUAGUGAGAUGUAUUUCCAUUUAUAUCAUUUCAACUUAAUGCAAAGAUCAAGAUUAUGUGUGUGAUAAAACAUUUGAUUAUUAGGACAUGAACAAAUUUGAUUCUGUUAAGCUAUAGUAAUUUGAUUUCUCGUAGUGAGGAAUCUAAAGUAACAGUCAUUUGAACUGGAACUCAUUCUGUGCGAAUAUUUUGCGCAGAAUGCAAAUUUGUCGACGAAUCUUCCAUUAGCUUUAAUCAUACUGAAAUGUACAAGAUUUACUCUAUACUGUACAAUUUUAAAACUGUUGGACUGCAACUUGCUUUUGAUUUUAAUCAUAAUGUUUAUCUGUUUUAUUCAAAUUGCUUCAUAAGUAUAUAUGGAAACAACUUGCAAAUAAUUAUUGAUUUCUAGAAUAAAUCAUUUCCAUGUUUGUUUUAUUAUGAGCCAAGAUGCAACAUAAAUGUCAAUUAUUUUAUUCUGUUUAUUGGUGCAAAACUAGCGAAAUAUUUUUACGUAAUUAAUGUAGCGUAAAGUAAUCUUAAAUGCAGGUUGUUUCAAUAAACUAUUUUUAAAAUGUGAAAUAAAGUAUUCAUUUU
This is a messenger RNA of Parasteatoda tepidariorum (common house spider), 3449 nucleotides long. Its product is annotated as kinase suppressor of Ras 1. Lineage: Eukaryota; Metazoa; Arthropoda; Arachnida; Araneae; Theridiidae. Gene Ontology annotation, molecular function: protein serine/threonine kinase activity; ATP binding. Gene Ontology annotation, biological process: protein phosphorylation. The record is from RefSeq and is a predicted model, not a curated record.